Physcomitrium patens is the source of this 2124-nucleotide messenger RNA. Its product is annotated as AUGMIN subunit 4. Lineage: Eukaryota; Viridiplantae; Streptophyta; Bryopsida; Funariales; Funariaceae. Gene Ontology annotation, cellular component: HAUS complex. Gene Ontology annotation, biological process: spindle assembly. Gene Ontology annotation, molecular function: microtubule minus-end binding. The record is from RefSeq and is a predicted model, not a curated record.
GCGAAUGAAGAAUUUGGGAGAGGGACACUGUCUCUCGGGAGUGAAGGCAUUGAAGAAAGAAACGCUUCGGGAUUUUGCGAUGCUGGAAUGUAUUUGGCAGGUGAAGCUGCAAUGCGAUGGUGAGGACGGUGCGUCGUAGCCGAAAACAACAAGAGAGGCAAUUGCUCAAGGAGAAGGAGGUGGAGGAAGAAGAGUACAAGGAAGAGUAGAGAGGAAGUGGUAUCGUUUAGGGUGCGAUGGUGAAGGCCAUGCUGCUGCCAGCUCCGGCCACGGCGCUGGGACAGGGUGUGUCUGCGCUGCUGGACCAGCUGGAGCGCCACUGCCUCGCGCCAGAUGCGUCGCUCGUCUCCAAGCCUGCCUACCUCGACCUUCUGCAGGCUCGAGAAGAGAUGGCGCGCGAAAGAUUGCGGUACUUGGAGGCUCUGGCUGUGUACGGGGAGGCAGUGGCUCUUGUGGAAGAGUAUCAGCAUGCCCUGUCUAUUGCUAAUGUUGGCGGCAUUCGUGAUUUGAACACGGUUUUCGACCAGCUUGGUCUUCGAUCAUCACCGCAGGUGUAUGAUGCCCUAGAGCAACGAUUGGUUGUGGCAGAAGCAACGCAGCGCUUGCGUCUGCCAUUACUGUCAAAAGACGGGGAUCUUCCUGAGGACGACAACCAAGAAUGGGGUAAUGUAUCUAGAAGCUCAUUUGAUAGCACCACCACCAGUCUCAGUCUGAGCACGAUCACAUCAGUUCAUACUACUACUGCCAGCACUGCAAGUGCUACCAUUGCAUCUGGAGGGGGUAAGGAGCCCGAGACCGUGGAGCCUGGAGUAGGAGGGGUCGUGAAUCGCUUCUUAGGGAUCACACCAGCGUGGUUGCGACAAACUCAUCUCAUUCGCGUACCUUUCGCAGAUGAUAACACAGGAUACCAGAUGACACUUAUACCUGAAAUAGAAGCACGUUUGAAAGCCAAGUGUGACAGACUCGUAUCUGCUUUUGAGACAGAUGAAACUGGCGUUGCAGACAGUGCCGGCCCAACUUUACGACUCCCAGAGAGGGUCAAAAUUGCAGUUGAAGACAUCGAAGCAGAGGAAGCAGCCUUACUUGAGGACUUGUAUGCAGCCGACCGGAAGUUUUCAGAGUAUUAUAAUGUGCUGGAACAGAUACUUGCAGUCCUUUUACGGCUGGUUAAAGAGUUCAAACUUCAACACCAGCAUGACUAUGAUGGAAUGCGGAAGCAAUGGCUGUGCAAACGGUGCCAAACAAUGAACGCAAAACUUAGAGUGUUAGAGCAUCUUCUUUUGCGAGAUACGUACACCCAAGAAUCUAUUCCUGCUCUGCACAAAAUCAGACAACAUCUGGUGGAGGCGAAUGAAGAGGCAACGGCAGCUUAUAAUAGAGCAGUAACAAGACUCCGUGAGUACCAAGGAGUAGAUCAGGACUUUGAUGAAAUUGCUAGGCGAUACCAUGACCUUGUAACUAAAUUGGUAGGCAUCCAGUGGACCAUUCGGGAAGUUGAGAAGGACCUCAGUAACCCUCACGAACACCCUGAUCACUGAAGGGUCUCAGCUCAAUGUACAGCUUUGCGCCAGAUUUCUGGGCUAAUACUGUUUCAUGUUGCAAAAAAAAUAAAAUAUGCUUGACUGGUGAUUUUCGAUGGAUACUCCCGAUGAUAGAUACUUAAUUUUUAGUGUUGGUGGAGUACCUGAAUAUGUGUCCCUCUACUCUCAGCAUCUCAACCUUAAAGGGGAUGUUGCAAGCUUUCCACUUGUCCUGGCUAAGUCUUCGGUAGCAGUAGCUUUUUCAUUUGUGUCCCACCUUAGACGAAAGUCAUGACGAAAACAGCACAUCAGAUGAGCUCUCAUCCUUACAACCCUUGACUUUUUUAAGGGGCUAUGUCUUGGCUGAAUUGGCUUAAAAGUACUUGCUGUUACUGCGUAGUGAAAUUUUAGUGUUAAUGAUCUAGCCCAGACACUUGAGCAAGCUAGGUGUGUAAAAAGUUUGGACAUAGAUAAGUUGUAAGCAGUUGGAACCAUAUUCAAAGAGUAGAAUAUUAGUCGAUCAUAUGCAACUUUGUUUUGAACUUUAAAGAUUUUUAGUUUUUAAUCUAUAAUUUGAGAUUUUUGAGGAUUUGUAUUAAGUUAA